Messenger RNA from Rosa rugosa (rugosa rose), 2100 nucleotides. RefSeq names its product HVA22-like protein a. The transcript is spliced from 6 exons. NCBI's taxonomy places the organism in Eukaryota, Viridiplantae, Streptophyta, Magnoliopsida, Rosales, Rosaceae. The record is from RefSeq and is a predicted model, not a curated record. Gene Ontology annotation, molecular function: nucleic acid binding; RNA-DNA hybrid ribonuclease activity. Bases 235 to 1608 code for a protein of 457 amino acids.
UAGUUAUGCAUCGUGGUAGGUUCCAACGUUCAUCACUUUUCUCAGUUUGACUCUUAGUCUUCGCUACCUCACUGCCUCGUCGAUUCUUAAAUCUCUUCAUCAUUAAGCUUUCAGUAAAAAUAAAACCCACUUCCUUUAACCCAAAAAAGAAAAGCCAAACUGCUUCUUGUUCUUGUAAAACCUGUUUGUGCCAGAAAAAAUUGCCCAGAACGAAACAGAACACACAUUGCAGUGAUGGGUUGGCUAGUUUUUCUUAAGCUCUCAGCAAAGUUUUUCACUGUUCUUUCCUGGCCUUCGUUUAGUUUGGUUUAUGCCCUGUAUGCUUCCAUUCAGGCAGUUCAGAGUGACUCUCACUCCAGAAAUCAGCGAUGUCUUGCUUACUGGGUUUUGUUUGCUUUAUACAAAAUCUCAGAGUCAACGCUUGCAAAGCUUUUCUAUUGGCUUCCACUAUCGCCUUAUACAAAGGGUGUCAUUACGGUCCUUCUGGUGUUACCCUACUUCCAUGGUGCUUCUUAUCUGUAUGGGCAUUUUAUUAGGUCCUAUAUUGCUGAGUAUUCAUUUAUCUGGAAAUGGAACUUCUUGUCCAUACCAAGGGUAGAAGGUAUCUUUUCGAGGGAGGACAGCCAUCUUGAUGUGGUUGAUAAAAGUGUUAUCAGGGUUGAACCACAAGAAUCAGCGAGACCUGUCCUAUUUCAGGUGUGUAGUUUAGAAAUUAUAAAUUGUGAAGGCGUCAUGGAAAAAGGGCCUCCCACUUUUAUGACCAGUUGUACUGAAAAAGAAAUGGACAAGGGACUACCAGCAUCCAAUUCUGAAACAACAGUAAGGGAGAGUGCUUUGCCAAGUAGUCCAAAGAAAAUUCAGAGGGAGUGGAGCUGUGCUCUUUGUCUAAUUAACGCUACAAGUGAAAAUUGUUUGAAGAUGCACUUCCAAGGUAAGAAACAUGUCUUGAAAUUAGAAGAGCUAAGAGUUAGACAAGGCCCCAAUGGUGGAUUCAAAUCUCCCCUGAAGCUGAAGAGAACAAAUGGAAGGGUUUUACUUGAUAACUUAAACCAAAUUGCUAGAGCCAACUUGGAAAAAUGGAGCGGCAUUCUAAGACCAAUUAGAUUGUGUAGAUGGAAAAAGCCACAGGUUGGAUGGACAAAAUUAAAUACUGAUGGAUCGGUAGACCCAGGAAAUGCUGGUUUUGGGGGUCUACUUCGUAAUUAUAAGGGCGAACCAAUAUGUGCCUUUGUCUCUAAAGCUCUAGUGGAUGAUGUAUUCUUGGUGGAAUUAUGGGCUAUAUGGAGAGGCCUUGUUCUUGCCUCGAGUCUUGGGAUUAAAGUAAUAUGGGUUGAGUCUGAUUCAAUGAGUGUUGUGAAGAGCAUUAAUCGAGAUCAACCUUACAGUAUGAAGGCUAGUAGCUGUUUGAAGCAUAUAUGGGAACUUCUAAAGAAAUUUGACAAGCAUUGUGUAUCUCAUUCAUGGCGUGAAACUAAUAGGGCUGCUGAUCAUCUUUCAAAAAUGGUUCUUUCUGACAGUGACGUCGUUUUUUGGCCAGGUGAUUUUCCUGAUAGCCUUAAUAAAAUUAUCAAGGAAGAUGCUGAUGGCAGGAUAUAUCGUAGAGGUUGACUCCUAAUUCCAAGUUGCCUAUGGUUACCACAUACAAACAGACUCUGGAAAAGAAAAAAAGAAAAAAAUCAAGGGAACAUGCACAUUGGUAUUGCUUGGAUUAAGUGAGAACAGAACUAGGGUUACGAUCCUUGAUAUCAUGAUCCAGGAGAAAUGAGGUAGGAGUGUUUCCUAUGGUUUGUAAUGUAAUCCACCCUAUGCUGGCAGUAAUGAAGGUGGUGUGGAAGUCAUAAAAAUUGACAACCUCAGACCUAACUUUUCCUGGUGAUAUGAGGUAAUGUUUAAUUUUGCUAACGGAAUUUUGUAAAUUAUAACUACCAUGUAAAUAGUAGAAAGUGAAUCUGUUGUGCAAUAGUUUAGUGGUAUACUUAGCCGUUGGUUAUGUAUCAUAUCCUGUACGUUAUCUAGGAACAUACUUGUAUGAGCGAAGCUGAGUUCAUUUCUCAAAAUGGAUUUCUGCUACCCUGACGGAAUAUAACACAUGAUUUGGUC